Molecule: messenger RNA, 2850 nt
Organism: Sorex fumeus (smoky shrew)
Lineage: Eukaryota; Metazoa; Chordata; Mammalia; Eulipotyphla; Soricidae
Gene: KCNQ2
Product: potassium voltage-gated channel subfamily Q member 2
Exons: 18
Coding region: 67-2769 (900 amino acids)
Biological process (GO): transmembrane transport; potassium ion transport
Cellular component (GO): membrane
Molecular function (GO): voltage-gated potassium channel activity
Source: RefSeq, a predicted model, not a curated record
GGGCCGAGCGGCGGGCGGGGCGCGGCGCGGCGGGGCUGGGGCGCGCGGCUCCGGCCCGCCGGCACCAUGGUGCAGAAGUCGCGCAACGGCGGCGUGUACCCCGGCCCGGGCGGCGAGAAGAAGCUCAAGGUGGGCUUCGUGGGGCUGGACGCGGGCGCCGCCGAGUCCACGCGCGACGGCGCGCUGCUGAUCGCGGGCUCCGAGGCGCCCAAGCGCGGCAGCAUCCUCAGCAAGCCGCGCGCGUCCGCGGGCGCGGGCAAGGCCCCCAAGCGCAACGCCGUGUACCGCAGGCUGCAGAAUUUCCUCUACAACGUGCUGGAGCGGCCGCGCGGCUGGGCCUUCAUCUACCACGCCUACGUGUUCCUGCUGGUCUUCUCCUGCCUCGUGCUGUCGGUGUUUUCCACCAUCAAAGAGUACGAGAAGAGCUCGGAGGGUGCCCUCUACAUCCUGGAGAUCGUCACCAUCGUGGUGUUCGGGGUGGAGUACUUCGUGCGCAUCUGGGCCGCGGGCUGCUGCUGCCGGUACCGGGGCUGGAGGGGGCGGCUCAAGUUCGCCCGGAAGCCCUUCUGCGUGAUUGACAUCAUGGUUCUCAUCGCCUCCAUCGCCGUGCUGGCCGCGGGCUCCCAGGGCAACGUCUUCGCCACCUCGGCGCUGCGCAGCCUCCGCUUCCUCCAGAUCCUGCGCAUGAUCCGCAUGGACCGGCGCGGCGGCACCUGGAAGCUCCUGGGCUCGGUGGUGUACGCGCACAGCAAGGAACUGGUCACUGCCUGGUACAUUGGCUUCCUCUGCCUCAUCCUGGCCUCGUUCCUGGUGUACCUGGCCGAGAAGGGCGAGAACGACCACUUCGACACCUACGCGGACGCGCUCUGGUGGGGCCUGAUCACCCUGACGACCAUUGGCUACGGGGACAAGUACCCCCAGACCUGGAACGGGAGGCUGCUGGCCGCCACCUUCACCCUCAUCGGCGUCUCCUUCUUCGCCCUGCCCGCGGGUAUUCUGGGCUCCGGCUUUGCCCUGAAGGUGCAGGAGCAGCACCGGCAGAAGCACUUCGAGAAGAGACGGAACCCUGCGGCAGGCCUGAUCCAGUCGGCCUGGAGGUUCUAUGCCACCAAUCUGUCGCGCACUGACUUGCACUCCACGUGGCAGUACUACGAGCGCACGGUGACGGUGCCCAUGUACAGCUCGCAACCUCAAACCUACGGGGCGUCCAGACUGAUUCCUCCGCUCAACCAGCUGGAGCUGCUCCGGAACCUCAAGAGCAAGUCUGGACUCGCCUUCAGGAAGGAGCCACAGCCGGAGCCUUCCCCAAGUCCAGGCAGGCCGUGCAGAGAGUCCCUGUGUGGAUGCUGCCCUGGACACUCUAGCCAGAAGGUCAGUUUGAAAGACCGUGUCUUCUCCAGCCCCCGCGGCGUGGCUGCCAAGGGGAAGGGGUCCCCGCAGGCCCCGACCGUGCGGCGCUCGCCCAGCGCGGACCCCAGCCUGGAGGACAGUCCCAGCAAGGUGCCCAAGAGCUGGAGCUUCGGAGACCGCAGCCGAGCACGUCAGGCCUUUCGCAUCAAGGGUGCCGCCUCCCGCCAGAACUCGGAAGAAGCCAGUCUCCCUGGGGAGGACGUCGUGGAUGACAAGAGCUGUAACUGCGAGUUUAUGACGGAGGACUUGACCCCGGGCCUCAAAGUCAGCAUCCGGGCCGUGUGCGUCAUGCGCUUCCUGGUGUCUAAGAGGAAGUUCAAGGAGAGUCUGCGCCCCUACGACGUGAUGGACGUGAUCGAGCAGUACUCAGCUGGCCACUUGGACAUGCUGGCCCGCAUCAAAAACCUGCAGUCCAGGAUAGAUAUGAUUGUGGGCCCCCCACCCCCUUCAACUCCCCGGCACAAGAAGUACCCCACCAAAGGACCCACGGCCCCUCCGAGAGAGUCGCCCCAGUAUUCUCCUAGAGUGGACCAGAUUGUGGGUCGGGGGCCAGCCAUCACCGACAAGGACCGCACCAAGGGCCCGGCUGAAGCGGAGCUGCCUGAGGAUCCCAGCAUGAUGGGCCGGCUGGGGAAGGUGGAGAAGCAGGUCUUGUCCAUGGAGAAGAAGCUGGAUUUCUUGGUGAACAUCUACAUGCAGCGCUCGGGGAUCCCCCCAACGGAGACCGAGGCCUAUUUCGGGCCCAAGGAGCCGGAGCCCGCGCCCCCCUACCACAGCCCCGAGGACAGCCGUGACCAUGGUGGCAGGAACGGCUGCAUCGUCAAGCUCGUGCGCUCCACAAGCUCCGGAGGCCAGAAGAACUUCUCGGCGCCCCCUGCCCAGUGCCCCCCGUCCACCUCGUGGCAGCACUGCCACGCCCGCCAGGGCCCUGGCACCUCGCCCGUGGGUGACCCCGGCUCACUGGUGCGCAUCCCGCCCCCGCCCGCCCACGAGCGCUCUCUGUCUGCAUACAGCGCGGGCGCCCGGGCCAGCGCCGAGUUCCUGCGGCACGAGGAGGCCACGGGCAGCAGGGCCCCCGAGGCUGGCCUGCGGGGCAGUGACACGUCCAUCUCCAUCCCGUCUGUGGACCACGAGGAGCUGGAGCGCUCCUUCAGUGGCUUCAGCAUCUCCCAGUCCAAGGAGAACCUGGACGCACUGGCCGGUGGGUACGCGGCAGUGGCGCCCUGCGCCAAGGUGCGUCCCUACAUCGCCGAGGGCGAGUCCGACACCGACUCAGACCUGUGCACGCCCUGCGGGCCCCCGCCACGCUCUGCCACAGGGGACGGUCCCUUUGGGGACGUGGGCUGGGCCCGGAAAUGAGGCAGUUUCUCCAGCUGCCCCUGAGUUUCCGUGAGGACCCACUGGGCCGUUUUCCCGGUGACAAGGAUGGACUGUUGGGGU